AUGGGUCCCGUGGUGGAGCGGCCGGCCGAGCCGGGGACGAGCGGCGUGGCGGAGCUGGAGCUGCUGAAGCGGCGCGCCGCGGAGCGCAUCGACGAGGCGGCCGGGCGCCUGGGCGCGCUGAGCCGCGCCAUCUGGAGCGCGCCCGAGCUGGCCUACGAGGAGCACGGCGCGCACCGCGAGCUCACGCGCUUCUUCGAGCGCGAGCCGCCGGCCGCCUCGUGGGCGGUGCAGCCGCACCUGGCGCUCCCGACCGCCUUCCGCGCCGAGUGGGCGCCGCCCGGGGCCGCCGCGGCCGGGCCCCGCGCGCUGCGGCUCGCCUUCCUGUGCGAGUACGACGCGCUGCCCGCCCUGGGCCACGCCUGCGGCCACAACCUCAUCGCCGAGGCCGGGGCGGCCGCCGCGCUCGGCCUGCGGGCUGCGCUGGAGAGCGCCGCCGCGCCGCCGCCCGUCACGGUAGUUGUCCUGGGAACCCCUGCAGAAGAAGACGGUGGCGGCAAAGUUGAUUUAAUUGAGGCAGGUGCCUUUAAAAACCUUGAUGUUGUUUUUAUGGCCCAUCCGUCUCAAGAGGAUGCUGCCUACCUACCAGACAUGGCGGAGCACGAUGUGACGGUGAAGUACUAUGGAAAGGCGUCUCACGCGGCUGCGCACCCUUGGGAGGGAGUGAAUGCCUUGGACGCUGCAGUCCUCGCCUAUAACAACCUCUCUGCAUUAAGACAGCAGAUGAAGCCGUCCUGGAGAGCGCACGGUAUAAUAAAAAAUGGUGGUGUAAAACCCAAUAUCAUCCCCUCUUACUCGGAAUUAAUCUAUUAUUUCCGUGCACCCUCAAUGAAAGAGCUUCAAGUUCUGACGAAAAAGGCGGAAGAUUCCUUCAGAGCUGCAGCUUUGGCUACAGGCUGCACAGUAGAAAUUAAAAGUGAAGCACACGAUUAUUACAAUGUUAUUCCCAAUAAGACGCUGUGCAGUGCAUAUAUGGAAAAUGGAAAGAAGCUGGGGAUAGAAUUCAUUUCAGAAGACGCAGUGUUGAACAGCCCUUCAGGCUCUACUGAUUUUGGAAAUGUCAGUUUUGUAGUUCCUGGGAUUCAUCCGUAUUUUUACAUUGGGACGGAUGCCCUGAAUCACACGGAACAAUACACAGAAGCUGCAGGAUCACAAGAAGCUCAGCUGUACACUUUGCGGACUGCCAAGGCUCUGGCAAUGACUGCCCUGGACGUCAUCUUUAAGCCCGACUUGCUGGAAGCAGUCAGAGAGGAGUUUAAGUUGAAACUUGGAGAAGAACAGCUUUUAAAUACAAAAACAUAGAGGAAUGACUUAGGGACUUCUCAGGAAACAUUGUUUUGUUUGCUUUUUUUUUUUUUUUUUUUCAGUGAAAGAGAGCAUGGGUAUUUUUCAGUGUUGGUAAGUGAGGACAGGAUCUGGCAAAAACACUAAUUCAUGUUUAGACUUAAUGGAGUUUGUGAUAGUUGAGGCAUUCUUAUGCAAUGCCAUCUUUUAAGUUGGAUGACUCAUGAUACUGUAGCAUGGUAAUGGUUUGUAAAUGUAUCUGUUGUAUACUGUUACAAGUCCCACAGGUUUCAGAACUUAGCACUCAGGCACUCUGUGGCUCAGUAGUGAAUGUCUUCUUAGCAGUUUACUGUAGGGGAGUUUAAGUCCGGCUGUAUCUCUUUUAGUCUAGAGAAAAACUUAAGAUAAACAUGUACUUGUGGGGUGGAUCUAGACUCUCCAGUUCAACAAACUAGCUUUACUUUUAACAUUUUAAAACCAGAGAAUGAUCCUUAUUUGUAAUUACUCCAAGAAUUUGACAUAGGAGCAGUGGACAUAACAGUAGGAUAGGGUGUUGUGAGGUAGCCCAGGGUUUUGCUGGAGAGGCAGAGGAGUGCUGCUGGCUGGGUGCGUUCUGUUCUGCCCUGGCUCACUACCCAGCAGCAGCAACCCCUCAGAAGCCUCCCUGAGCCCCAGGCCGGCCCAGUAGUAAUGGGAGCCUGUGGCCCUGGAAAGGAAGCUCUGCAGCCCCAUGCUGGGACUUGGUUAGGCUCCCUGCCGCCAGUUCUCUGGACAUCAGCUCACCCUCUGCCUUUCUGUCAUCAGAGCAUUUGUGGAACUACAAAAAAGAGUUCUUGUUAUGAGAAAGCCAGGAUUGCAGCCGGAAAUCUGAAACAUGUCAGUGGUUGUCAGUAAAAAUCACUGACACAGUAACUCUAGAAACAAGAGGCGGAGAGAGGAAAAUCAACAAUCUUUCAUGAUUCCUACUUUAGCGUGGAUUUCCUUUUUUGGGCGGGGCGAGUUUAAGACAAGUUUUCCCUUGUGCUCCUGACCUCUCCCCCCUCCUCUAGUGUAGUCCUGCUGCUGCCUCUCCAAUGCCACCGCACACCUGCCAUUUAGUGUGAACUUGUUGCAGUGAUUGAAGAGUGAAAAGCUGGUAAAAACAAACCCCUAGGCAUUUGAGGAGGGGUUCCAGAAACGGAAGUGGAAGCAGACAGUGAAGUGCUCUCUGUGGUGGGAGCCAGUCACCCCGAGUGACAGCCAACUACCUGCGACCCUUCCAGCACCUCAUUCCUGUUUGGUGUGUAGUUUGGAACUCUGAGGGGCCGCGUUGGAGGGUCAUUACCUGAGGCCUGCUCUCUGUUGUACCCUGACUCCAUACAGCUGGUGUUUGCUGGCUUUCUUGCAUUUGUGCAGCCAGUACACUAAGAACAGUUCUCACAUUUUUAGAGGUUAAAACAACAGCAACAAAACCAAACAAACAACCAAAAACACCACCACCACAAAAGCAUAAGUAUUUACUGUCUGACCCUUCACAAGAAAUGCUUCCAGGCCCAGUCUGUCGGGUGGUUUCCAUUCUCUCUGCUUUUCUGGAGAAAGCUUCAGGUGGGGACUCCCGGACAGUGAUCUGGACUGUUCCCGACAGGGUGUCCUUCGAAACAAGCCUGGUUGUGCUCCCUCACCGUGCCCCACACGUCCUCAGCCUUUCCGCUGUGCACCCACCCUUUCUGUCUUCAUGGCACCCUGUGACUGGAUGUUCACAACCGACUUCAUCUUCCUUAGUAUGCAUUUUCCAUAAAGAGGUAGUCUCAAUGAAAGCUUCAGUCAAAAAUGAGACAUGUCAGAGAUGUGCUGUAUAUUAAUGGAAUUAGUCUCCUAAACAAGUUCUGAGUGUUUCUCACAUCCUCAAGAACAGGUUGUUGGCUGGUUUGUUUGGUUUUGGUUCUUGCAGGGCUGGAUAUUAAAACCAGGGCUCUCGCACUGAGCUGCAUCCCCAGCCGGGGACAGGGCACUGUUUUCAUUUGCUAAACGCUUGGCAACAUUCUAGAACAGCUGUCGUUACUGAUAUAGCCCAUGCUCUGCAGGUCGUCACAGCUGUGUCCUGUGUUUGGUUUACUUUUUCUAAAGUAAAAUUCAAUAUUACUCAUGUAUAAACAAUGUGUAAACAUGUUUAACAUGUAAAAGCAAUGUCACCUCUACGUAAGAAAGGGAAGGCUCUGUUUUUCCUUUCUGUUGUUUCUUGGUGGAGGUUGCUGUUGUUUUACAUGGGGCCUUGCUUGCUGUUCUGCGCAGACUGGCCUCAGACUGUCCAGCUUAUCUGAGUGCUGGAUGGCGGGGAUGUGUCACCGUGCCCAGCUUUAUCUCUUUGUUCUCAAGAGAUGAAUGCCUGUUUUUACAAAGUUGAUGUGACUUAAAUGUGGAGUGCUGUAUGUUGAUUUUGAAGGAUGCAACCAUAUUUUCUCCCAGUGUCAAUUUGAUGAGACUUUUAUCGUUUACCAAUUCUGUAAUUAAAUGUGUUUUUGCACUAGAUUCUGUAUUUGAAGUUAGUGUCUGUGUGGAGUGUUUCAAACUUUUCCCCUCCAGCAUAGUUGCCAGCUUUUGAAUACUUCCUGCCUGCUUGGAAUCACGAAAGAUCAGACAGCUUUCUCGUGGCUCACGAUCACAAGGUAAGUUUUCAUCUUGUGGCGUGAGCUUCCUUGUGACGCCUAGAGUAGAAAAGGGAAGUUAGUGUCACUUUUCUCCAACACACAAAACUGGACCCAUUUCCUCAAAAGCUUAGGCUGCUUCAUAUAGAGGUGAAAUUAUAAGACUUUAAAAUCUUGGCUUAGUUUCUGACAGUUGUCUGUUAGUGGACCUGAUGAGUUUUUGUUGUGUUUUUAUCUUCCAGUGAUUUACAGCCUUGCAUCGCUUACAGCGUGUACUGAAAGCCUUGGCCUCAGCUACCAGCUAGGGACUGUAUUAAAUCAAUAGACUGUCAAGGAGGAGGCUGCACUGAUGCGUUAAAUGUACUUACAAUCUGAAAGUGUAUUCUCUCUGCCAGCCUAACCUUAAGGAAGCUUGAAUAUAGGACCUGUAUGUGUGUGUUGUAUGGAGAGAAAGAGAGAAUGUGCUUGGGGAUGGAACCCAAAUAGAACUAUGAAAUUCCUUUGUUACACAUGUGCCUGCCGUAUGCACAGGGCUGGAAGGAAAUUCUGCUCAGUGUUUUAGUGAGUCUGAGAUUUGACUGACCUGCCCAGAGGAGGCCAGUUGUGCAGUUUUCUGCUUAGGUCAUGCCACUCAAAAAGGUUUGGAGCAUUUUGGGUUUGAGGUUACGUAUGUUCAACCUGUACUGUUUACUAGUAAGUUGCUGUGUAUUUUAUGAGGAUAGCUAAUGUUUAGUUUGCCUUAAAAUAUUUGAGCUGAUUUUUAGUCUUAACAAAUUUUCCAAUCUGGGGUAAAGUAGACGUUGCACGUUGUUAUGAGGAUGUGUACACAUAAAGAAAGGUGUCCCACACUUUCCCAAGGUGUUGAGUGGUACAGUUUCGUUGUUUUUGCUGUGGUUGUUGUUUUUAAACUAUUGUAGUCUCAGCAUUUGAGUGGGUAAGUUUUGUACUGGGGAAAAGUAAAGACCAAGUCAUACACAGAAAUCCCUUCUGGUUGGUGGUACCUUCUCCCAAGGAUAGUUCAUAUGAACCACACUGUGUGUGUGUGUGGGGGGGGGGAUGUCCAAAAACCGUCUUGGCAAUUUAAAAUAUUUUAAAAUAAUGUGAGUCACUUCGAUCUGUUUAAACAGAAGAAAUUUGAUAUGAGGUCCUUUUUUAAAGAAUGUUUGUCUCAGUUUAUAACAUUUUUUUAAAGAAAUAAACCCUUUGUGAUGGUUUUGUACUUUGUGAUAUGUAACUUUUUGCCUGAAGCAAUCUUCUGGAAUGCGCCCCACACCAUCAGGGUGGAUUCUGCCGAUGACUGUAAUCUCUGUAGCAGUCAGCACUCUCUGGUCAUCUAUAAGGCAGGGUGAGCUACUGUGCUUACUUAUUCAGGCCUUUUGUGCUCUAUGGCAUAGCUUAGAAUGGUGUGUUUGGGUAUGUAAGAGGUUAGUAUUUUCAAAUAAGCAAUCUCUGCUUAUCAUGAUUAUAAUAAUUUUGUAGCAUUUUUAAAGAUGCAUAUUGAAGUUUAUAGAAAAAUUUAAAUGUGUAUUUAUGUAAUAGCAGUUAUUUUAAUGACAUAUAUCAAAAUAAAGAUUUCGUA
Molecule: messenger RNA, 5484 nt
Organism: Psammomys obesus (fat sand rat)
Lineage: Eukaryota; Metazoa; Chordata; Mammalia; Rodentia; Muridae
Gene: Pm20d2
Product: peptidase M20 domain containing 2
Exons: 7
Coding region: 1-1299 (432 amino acids)
Molecular function (GO): dipeptidase activity
Source: RefSeq, a predicted model, not a curated record